GUCCCAUCAAGAAAAUGGAGUCAAGUCACAGCAAAUGUACCACAUUCUCCUCCCCAGACGAGGAGGCCCUUACCAGCCAAUACUAUGUAUAUCACACCAUUGGCUCUGGCACCUUUGGGCAUGUGAAGAAGGCCUGUCACCACCUCACAGACAAAGAGGUAGCAGUGAAAAUACUGCAGACAAGAGACUACCCCAUACUGGUAGAAAAUGAGGUGGACAUUGUUAAGUCCCUGAGUCACCCCCACCUGAUCAGGGUGUACCAAAUGAUCCAGGGAGAGGAACACGUCUACCUGGUAAUAGAAAUGGCCACCAAGGGAAACCUGCAGACGUGGAUCCAAGAUUCAAGCUGUCUUUUUGAGAAUGAAGCCAGAAAGCUUCUGCAGCAGAUAUUAAGUGCUGUGCAGUACUGUCAUCUCAACUGGAUCGCACACCUCGACCUAAAGCCUGACAACAUCCUACUGGAUGAAAAUGGCAAUGCCAAAGUCAGUGACUUUGGGUUAAGUGUCAGAGUUGCCCCAGGGGAGUUGCUCACAGAAGUCCGAGGAGCCUAUGUCUUCUGUGCCCCUGAGAUCUACUUGAAGCAAGCUUAUGAUGGCUUCAAGGUCGAUAGAAGCUCCAGUCCCAUGGUCCUCUCCCAGGACCAACCUUGGCCUGCCCUCCACUGCUCAUCCACCCCCAAGAGCCAGGGGGAGAUGCAGAGCUGCAAAGCAAAAGCAGAAUCCCAAUCCCUGCCCCCUGCAUGGCCCGGAGAGGCCAGGCCGCGGCGCCUGCCCACAGGGAGGCCGAGGGCCUGGGCCUGCAGCGCGAGGGGAUCUGGGCGCACGGAUCCUGGGAUCCCACGGCGCUGGAGCGGCAGGGAGGCGGUGGGCCACGGUCUUCGCGGUUCCCGAGACGCCGCCACGCGGGUGACCGAGGCGUCCACCUCGGGCCACGCGGGUGACCGCGGCGUCCACCUCGCGUGCUUGGCGGCGGUCCUCGGGCCCUCGCAUCCUGGACGGCGGCUGGUCCUCGAGGCGUAG
Messenger RNA from Perognathus longimembris pacificus (Pacific pocket mouse), 1019 nucleotides. RefSeq names its product sperm motility kinase-like. Gene Ontology annotation, cellular component: cytoplasm. Gene Ontology annotation, biological process: protein phosphorylation; microtubule cytoskeleton organization; intracellular signal transduction. The transcript is spliced from 3 exons. Bases 15 to 1019 code for a protein of 334 amino acids. Gene Ontology annotation, molecular function: protein serine/threonine kinase activity; ATP binding; tau-protein kinase activity. NCBI's taxonomy places the organism in Eukaryota, Metazoa, Chordata, Mammalia, Rodentia, Heteromyidae. The record is from RefSeq and is a predicted model, not a curated record.